AUCUCAUUUUCUUUUCGCUAUAGCCGACAAACAAUCUUAUUAAUUCUGGAUACUAAAGGUUGCACAGAACUCAGCUAUCUACCCGGAGAUCAUUUAGGGAUCUAUCCACCCAAUGACCCGAAACUGGUGGACAUUGUACUUUCCAGGCUACACAAUGCCCCACCCAUUGAUCAGCUCGUAAAGCUGGAGAUGUUGCAAGAGCGAUCGCCUGCUCUAGGGCCAUCGAAAUCCUGGACAAGUUUUGAGAGGUUCCCCCCAUGCACAUUGAGGACAGCCUUCACCCGUUACCUUGAUAUUAUGAUCACACCAUCUAAGAACCUUCUACAGUUGUUCUCUGUCUUAGCAACUGACGACUUCGACAGAGAACGCUUGGAUAAAUUAUCAAAGGACGCCCAGGCCUACGAACAGUGGAAACAAUACAACAAUCCAAACCUUCCGGAAGUGCUUCAAGAAUUUCCGUCGUUGUUCGUUCCACCAACUUUACUAAUGACGCAAAUUCCGCUAUUACAACAGCGGUUCUACAGUGUCAGCUCAUCACCAAAAUAUCAUCCGGGGGAAAUACACUUAACCAUUGCAAUUGCAAAAUACGUGAAACCAAACGGUAAAAUACACAGUGGCGUCUGUACCACGUGGCUAAAUUCCUGUCCAGUUGGAGAAAAGAUACCCUGUAUUGUAAGAGCGGCACCCAAUUUCCACAUGCCAGAGGACGACACUAGACCAAUAAUAAUGGUUGGUCCAGGCAGUGGUAUUGCACCAUUCCGUAGUUUUUGGCAACAGAGGAAAAUAGACAAAGAAAUGUUACCAGAGCCCAGACGUGAGUUCGAUUCUUUGCUUUUCUUUAAUCUUAGUUAAAUUAU
Molecule: messenger RNA, 857 nt
Organism: Octopus sinensis (East Asian common octopus)
Lineage: Eukaryota; Metazoa; Mollusca; Cephalopoda; Octopoda; Octopodidae
Product: nitric oxide synthase-like
Exons: 5
Coding region: 190-852 (220 amino acids)
Biological process (GO): response to lipopolysaccharide; positive regulation of guanylate cyclase activity; response to hormone
Cellular component (GO): vesicle membrane; cytosol; plasma membrane
Molecular function (GO): nitric-oxide synthase activity; flavin adenine dinucleotide binding; FMN binding
Source: RefSeq, a predicted model, not a curated record